Armigeres subalbatus is the source of this 1180-nucleotide messenger RNA. Its product is annotated as S-methyl-5'-thioadenosine phosphorylase. Gene Ontology annotation, cellular component: cytosol. NCBI's taxonomy places the organism in Eukaryota, Metazoa, Arthropoda, Insecta, Diptera, Culicidae. Gene Ontology annotation, molecular function: S-methyl-5-thioadenosine phosphorylase activity. The transcript is spliced from 2 exons. Gene Ontology annotation, biological process: nucleoside metabolic process. The coding region runs from base 193 to 1032 and encodes 279 amino acids. The record is from RefSeq and is a predicted model, not a curated record.
GGGAUAAUUUUCUUGUUACUUUGCACCUUUUCACGUUGUACACCAUUUGUCUGUUCUUAGUAUUAGAUAAAGCAUUGUUUGUGUAGGGCUAAAGAUUAUAAAUCAGUGAAUGUAGCUUCGUUAGGAGAGUAUUUAGUCCCUAAAUUUAUAGAAAUUUCAUUGAAAAGUGAUCAAACGCAGACAAUUUCCACGAUGGCUCCAACAAUUAAGAUUGGUAUUAUCGGAGGUUCCGGAUUAGAUGACAGCCAAAUUUUGGAAUCUCGGUCGGAGAAAGUAGUUAGUACCCAUUUUGGCAAUCCGUCGGAUGUGCUGAUUGAAGGAAAGAUUGCCGGAGUCGAUUGUGUCCUACUGGCUCGCCAUGGAAGAAACCAUUCAAUUAUGCCAUCGAAUGUCAAUUAUCGCGCUAACAUUUGGGCUUUGAAAACGCUGGGAUGCACUCACGUCAUAGUUUCGACUGCAACGGGAUCCCUUCAAGAGCAAAUCCACCCAGGAGACUUGGUCAUUCCGGAUAAUUUCAUCGAUCGCACGACUAAACGUGCCCAAACAUUCUACGAUGGCAAUGAUAUGCUGGUAGGAGUUUGUCACGUCCCGAUGGAGCCUGCAUUUUGUAACCGUACCAGGGACGCACUGAUUGAAACCGCCAAAGAGUUAGGUCUGGUUGGCGUUCACAAUAAGGGAACCGUUGUUACUAUCGAAGGUCCCCGUUUCUCGAGCAAAGCGGAAAGCAACCUAUUCCGUCAAUGGGGUGCCGAUCUGGUCAAUAUGACCCUCGUUCCAGAAGUGGUCCUAGCCAAGGAAGCCGGUCUCUGCUACGCAGCUAUUGCAAUGGCAACCGACUAUGAUUGCUGGAGAGAUUGUGGGGAGAAUGUGAAUGUAGCGGAUGUGUUGGCCACGUUCAAGAAAAAUGUCUCCAAAGUGACCCAACUUAUUACAGCAGUCAUUCCAAAGAUCGCCGAAAUGGACUGGACUGAAACGAUUGAUGAGUUGUCAAAGACAGUCAACGGAAGUAUCAUGCUGCCGCACUCCAAUUAAAUAUCGCCUAAUGUACUUAUCCUCAAAUUCAACAUAAUCUUGCAUUUACAAUACUAUUUGCCAUGAUUUCUUUGCACCCUAGUCGAUCAGUCGAAGAUUAAAGUGUACCAAAUGGAAGUAUAAUAAACGAAAUUAAAUCGAAAAGAUA